Molecule: messenger RNA, 3763 nt
Organism: Blepharisma stoltei
Lineage: Eukaryota; Ciliophora; Heterotrichea; Heterotrichida; Blepharismidae
Source: the annotation of a GenBank genome assembly
AUGAACACAAUUAAAAAGAAUGUCUUAAUUUUGAUAAUACUAGAAGCAGUCUCGCUGAAAAUUAACUUGAUUCCUCCUACCGGUUUCCCGCCUGAUACAAAAUUCUCAAGCAGUCUAGUUUAUGACCCAGACCACAAUCAACUCUUUACAUUUGGCGGAAAUUCUAUAAUUAAACCUUACACAAAUGACCUCGCAUCAUUUGAUUUGACCCAAAAAACUUGAAAAUCAAUAGUUCCAUAUACAUCUACUGUCCCAGAUCCUCGGCAGUCAACUGCAUUAUUUUUUGACUCUAAAAAUCAGCGAAUACUAUUAUAUGGAGGAAAAACAGCUGCUGGCAUAGCUGGAGAUUUUUGAUGCUUCAAUUUGAGGUUAAUGGCUUGAAAAGAGCUUGAACCUCAAGGAGAAACUCCAGGCGUCAGGGCAAAUUCUGCAUAUACCACCUUUAUCAUAGAUGGAAUUUCUUAUUAUGCUAUAUUUGGAGGACUAGAUAUAUCAGGUAUAGAUAAUACAUUAUACAUGUAAUUAGCAUUCAGCUUAAAUGGAACUUCUAUGAUUUGGACGAAGCUGGCCAACAAUGGAAACCCUCCUUUAGCGCAAGAAUGGUCAAGUAUUACUUAUUAUAAUAACUCGAUUUAUAUGUGAGGAGGUUUAAAUCGUGAUGGUAAGCCAUUCCAUGACACAAGGCUGUUUAGGUAUGAUUUAAGCUCUUUUUAUUGGUUCGAGAUUUCUAUUAAAGGAGAAAAGCCUGAAGGAAGAGCUGUUCACACAAUCUAUAUAUAGUCUGAAACCUUUAUGGUUUGGCUUUCCGAUCUUUCUUGACGGGAAAGAAAGGAUUUGGUGAAAUCAACUGAUGUUGGUUUCACCGACUCCUAAGUGGCAGAAUCAUAUAUGCAGGGUUCUGCGAUUGGGAUGCAUAUCAAGCUCCCAUCUUUCAAUCAAGAAAGGUCGGAAGGCAAGCCAUAAAGAUGUCCGGGCUAUACUCAACAAUUUCUUAUACGUUAUACUUGGCUAUGACUGGAGCAAAGGAGAGUAUUAUAAUGAUAUUUGAAAGGUAAAUCUCAACCUGCCAGAGAAAUGAAUAAAAGUUCCAUUUGAGAACUCACAAAAAGUCCCUUGUGGAGGCGGCUAUGUACUAAUAAACUCCACAGUCUACGAAUUCUCUGGAACCCAGCUGACAAAGUCAGUUAAUAUGAUGAUUUCAUUUGAUAUUUCUAUCGAACCAGUUGCGUGGGUAACUGAAUCUCCAAACACAAUUGGCCCAGGUGCCAGAAUGAUGCACACAUUUUGUGUAGAGCAAGAUCAUCUAUGACUAUUUGGUGGUAUAAACUCAGACCAAACUUAGUAACUUUUAAUUAGCUUGAACGAUUUUUGAAAAUUCGAUUUAUCAAGCUAUAAGUGAACCCAAAUCAAUCCUUCAGGAUCAAUUCCAUCUCCAAGACACAGUCACGCUUCAAGCUUAAUGUUGGAUACAAUCUUGGUAUUCGGAGGCAUAGACAGCACUGGAUAUUUAAAUGAUUUUUAUGAGUAUUUAAUCUAUGCAAAUGUAUGAAAGCAGGUUGUGCCGAUUGAUAACUACUAUCCAAGUCCUAGAGCUGGAGCUUGUGGCGCUGCUUCAGAGGUACAGUUUUUCAUAUUUGGAGGCCUAACAAUAUCUGGACUGACGAGUGAGUUAUGGAUAUUUGAUAUCAACACAUAUCAAUUUACACUUCUUGAUGAUGGGAGUAAGGACAAUUUGCAGCCUCAGAUGUACAAUAAAUGCUUUAUUAGGAAAAUAGAUAAUGUUGUGUAUUUUUAUAUUGCCUCAGGAGAAGGGGAGGCAUCAUAUCCAAUAGGAGCUAUCCAGAGAUUCAAUUGUCAGUCAAGUGCCUGAGAAGUGGUUCUAGAUGAAGGGUUUGGGAAUUUUUCGUUAUCAAGGGCAGCAGUUAUAAAUGUAGAAAACUAUAUGAUCCUUGUAGGAGGAGAACAGUGAAUGGAAGGGGCUUAUGAUGCUAUUUAUCUUGUAGAUUUAGAUAAUAGUCAAAGUCCGACUGAGCUUGGACACCUGCCUUCCCCGAUUUUUUCAGCUGAAAUUGCUCAUUUUAGAGAUCGGCUUUUUUUAUAUGGGGGAGGAGACUCCAUAUUUGGAGAAGUCCAAUCUUAUAAAGCACGAAAUUCUUUUUAUGAAAUUAUAUUCAAUGCAUCAGAUCCCUUUACUAUACCAUGUAGCACGGGCACAUAUUUAAAUGAUUGUAUACCUUGUCCUGAAGGAACUUAUUCUUCUCUUCUCAACUCUGCAGCUUGUGUUCCAUGCCCAGUUGGGACUUUCGGUGUCUCUAAAGGCUGCUCUGCAACUGAAGAGUGUUAUCCCUGCUUAUUUGGGACUUUUUCUUCAGAACAAGGAUCAAGCAUCUGCAAGGUAUGUCCAGCUGGGAUGUUUUGCCCUGUAGGAACGGUUGAACCUCGAAUAAGAGCUCAUUCAGAAUCUUAUAGUAGCUCACAGCCUAGUCUUUAUAAGCCCAAAUAUGAAUUUUCAGACAAAAUAACUCUUGAGCUUGAAAUUGCAUUUGGAGUUUUUAUAGGAAUUAUUUGCAUUGUGGCAGUCUCUUUUAGAUCAGUCAGAAAGCAUCUUCAUAAACUUGAUCUUUAUGAUGACAAGCAUGAUGUUGAGCUUUAUCAGCCAAUCUAUAAGAAACAAACUUCGACUGGUGGCUUCUUCAGUGUUGCUUUCAUUCUGCUAUCAAUCUUAUUUGCAAUUAUAAGUAUCUUAAGCUACUCUUAUGAUAACAUGACUGAAUCCAAAGCACUCGCUCCACUUGUGUCCCUUGUAAAUACAUAUAGCACUUUUUCUGGAGACAUUAAAAUAGUAACUACAUUUUUAUAUUAUGGAGGUUUUUGCACAAGUAAUAAUUCUUGUGUAAACGAGCUUUCCUAUCAAAUAGAAAACAUGAAAGGAAAAUUUCAUGGCCCUGUCUGUGAGACACAAGGUGCAGAUUGCAAAAUAUCAUUCACUUGUAAUGAUUGUAUUUUAGACACUGGUGCCUCAGCUUAUAUAAUUCUAGAAGAAUUAAACAGUUAUUCAAGUGCUAUUUCUGUAAGUGUUUCCUCUACUUCUUCAAUUCCUAAUGAAUCAAGUGAAGUCUAUAAGCUAUUAUACCCGUCAGAUAUUUCUCAGGUCUUUAGAAGCCAUACUCCAUCUCAAUUUACUUUCCAAAUGAUCCCUUCUGUUUUUCUUACAGAUUCUUCUAACUGAAAAGAUGGAGAAACAGGAUAUCAUGUCUCAAUGCCAGUUAGCCCUGUAGAAGGAGUUACACAUAAGGUGGCAGAGUAAGUCAUAUUCAGGAUUCACGUUGAAACCUCGCUGAGAGCAAAAAUUCUUUUGAAUUUGAGUGACUCAGGGUUAGUGACGUCAAGAAAUUAUAAGCAAAGCUUUUUUGCUUUGAUUAGCAGUCUUUUAGGAGCAAUCUCUGGGCUUAUUCAAGCUGGAGGGUUUUUAAUGGGAUUUUAUGAAGGAGUGUGCAAUAAAAUAGCACACAAAAGGCAAAGGAUGCAGGAAUUGGAAAAUAUUAAAAACAACAGAGAAGAUCUCCACAUGAAGAUGCCUCAAAUAUCAAAAGAAAGUAUUUUUUAUUUGUGGAGCUUGGAGAGUUGAAGAUGGGUGAUUUCCUGAUGGCCAAUCUUGGAGGAAUGCAAAUUGGUGAUUCACUGGGAAAAACAAACUCAGCUUUUGCAACAUUGAAGAGCUCUGUGUUGUGUUUUUGUUUUGUUGAUGUUAUUAUAUUUGUAG